AUGCUAUCGCACGCCGACCUCCUGGACGCUCGGCUGGGUGAGUUGUCCUCGCCCAACUCGGCGCUUCAACUCUGCUGGAUGAAGGACGCGGCCGAGCUGCUGGGCCACCGCGAGGCUUUAAAGUGCAGGCUGAGCGGAGCUGGAUCGGAACCGGGACAUUCGGACGGUGUGGAGGGUACCACCAUGCUCCCCGCCGAGGAUAUGGCUUCGUCAGGGCCGGGAGCCAGCGCCAAUCCGGUGCAGGUGAUCAAGGAACAGGACAAGCAGAACAGUGGAGGUGCAGCUCAGCAGAAUCCUCCGAAUCAGCAGCAGGCCCAGAAACAAAAGCGGCACCGGACCCGCUUCACGCCGGCGCAGCUCAAUGAGCUGGAGAGGAGCUUUGCCAAGACGCACUACCCGGACAUCUUCAUGCGGGAAGAGCUCGCCCUCAGGAUCGGUCUCACCGAGUCCAGAGUGCAGGUGUGGUUCCAGAACCGUCGCGCCAAGUGGAAGAAGCGCAAGAAGAGCACCAACGUGUUCCGGGCUCCCGGCACGCUGCUGCCGACACACCACGGCCUGCAGCAGUUCACCUCUGCGGCGGCGGCGGCUGCAGCGGCGGCGGCCAUGGGCGACGGCCUGUGCUCCUUCCACGCCAACGACGGACGCUGGGGCCCGGCCAACAUGUCCCAGCUGCAGCUUCCCCCCGCCCUGGGAGGGCGGCAGCCGUCCAUGGCACAGUCGCUGUCCCACUCCCAGUGCGGCCUCCAGCCACCUCCGCCGCCCACCUCCAUGGGGCUGUCCAACAUGUCCGGCAACAACGGCGGGGGCGGCGGCGGGCUCCAGUCCCACCUCUAUCAGGCCCCUUUCCACGGCAUGGUGCCCUCCGCCAACGUGGGCGGCUCGCCACAACUGUGCGCGUCCCCGCCGGACAGUGACGUGUGGCGGGGCACGAGCAUCGCCUCGCUCCGUCGUAAGGCUCUGGAGCACACGGUGUCCAUGAGCUUCACCUAA
Molecule: messenger RNA, 990 nt
Organism: Nerophis lumbriciformis (worm pipefish)
Lineage: Eukaryota; Metazoa; Chordata; Actinopteri; Syngnathiformes; Syngnathidae
Source: RefSeq, a predicted model, not a curated record